GUACAACCUGCUAUAAUCCCACCCUUUUCGCAGUAAACCAGCCAAUCACAGGCUCGGCAGUUUGGUAUAAAUAGCACGUCAUUUCCUUCCAGCGUCCUCUUUUUCACCGUGUGGGCAGAUUUCCAUACGGCGUUGUUUCGUGCUCUCCCAUCAAACUCGUAACGCAGGGAAAGCGGUCACGAUGUCCGGAGGUCUGGAUGUCCUUCAAAUGAAGGAGGAGGAUGUGCUGAAGUUCCUGGCUGCAGGAACCCAUCUGGGAGGCACCAACUUGGACUUCCAGAUGGAGCAGUACGUCUACAAGAGAAAAAGCGACGGUGUGUAUAUCAUUAACCUGAAGAAGACCUGGGAGAAGCUGCUGCUGGCAGCCAGGGCUAUUGUUGCCAUUGAAAACCCAGCUGAUGUGUGCGUCAUUUCUUCCAGGAACACUGGACAGAGAGCAGUGCUGAAGUUUGCCUCUGCCACCGGUGCCACCACCUUCCACGGUCGGUUUACCCCCGGUACAUUCACCAAUCAGAUCCAGGCAGCCUUCAGGGAGCCCCGCCUCCUGAUUGUGACUGAUCCUCGUGCCGACCAUCAGCCACUGACUGAGGCUUCCUACGUCAACAUCCCCACCAUUGCUCUGUGCAACACUGACUCCCCACUGAGAUACGUGGACAUCUCCAUCCCCUGUAACAACAAGGGUCACCACUCUGUGGGUCUGAUGUGGUGGAUGCUGGCCAGGGAGGUUCUCAGGAUGAGGGGUACCAUCUCCAGGGAGCACCCAUGGGAGGUCAUGCCUGAUCUGUACUUCUACAGAGACCCUGAGGAGAUUGAGAAGGAGGAGCAGGCUGCAGCUGAGAAGGCUGUUGGAAAGGAGGAGUUCCAGGGUGAAUGGAGCGCUCCUGCAGCUGAGUUUCCCCAGACUGAAGUGGCCGACUGGUCUGAGGGUGUUGCAGUUCCAUCUGUGCCCAUCCAGCAGUUCCCUGCAGCUGCUGCAGCUGUUAAGCCAGGUGAAGUAUUUUCUGCAGAGGACUGGAGCAAUCAGCCUGCCACAGAGGACUGGUCCACUGCACCCACUGCUCAGGCUUCUGACUGGGGUGGCGCCACAUCUGACUGGUCUUAAAACGGACCAUGGCAACAAUAAAAGUGUUUUUUCCACUUUAA
Amphiprion ocellaris (clown anemonefish) is the source of this 1143-nucleotide messenger RNA. RefSeq names its product ribosomal protein SA (gene rpsa). Gene Ontology annotation, cellular component: ribosome; 90S preribosome; cytosolic small ribosomal subunit. Lineage: Eukaryota; Metazoa; Chordata; Actinopteri; Pomacentridae. The transcript has 8 exons. The record is from RefSeq and is a predicted model, not a curated record. Gene Ontology annotation, biological process: ribosomal small subunit assembly; cytoplasmic translation. Gene Ontology annotation, molecular function: structural constituent of ribosome; laminin receptor activity. The coding region runs from base 182 to 1102 and encodes 306 amino acids.